Messenger RNA from Zingiber officinale, 1684 nucleotides. Its product is annotated as nicotinamide adenine dinucleotide transporter 1, chloroplastic-like. The transcript has 9 exons. Gene Ontology annotation, molecular function: NAD transmembrane transporter activity. Bases 274 to 1272 code for a protein of 332 amino acids. Lineage: Eukaryota; Viridiplantae; Streptophyta; Magnoliopsida; Zingiberales; Zingiberaceae. The record is from RefSeq and is a predicted model, not a curated record. Gene Ontology annotation, biological process: NAD transmembrane transport.
UGCGUCGUUAUUUUUACUGGAUCAAACAACACAUUCCGGUUUGCAGAGCUUCGUCGCCCCUUCUCCGCGUCGCUUACGUUCUCCCAAACCUUGGUUGAUUUAAAGCCCUCUCCGUCUCGUUUCCGGUGCGGCGAGAGCAAAGCUGUUCCCUUUCGCUUCGUGAGUUUGGUUAGAUCUUGUCUUCUAGAGCAGAAUCUUCGUUAUAGUGCGGAGAACUGAAAAAAGUAAAAAUUAAAAUCUUGCGCCGCCCGCUAAGUCGAGGAAUCGACCACCAUGCCUGGUGAAUUCCACCAGCCGACGCAUCGCGAACUUCUCUGCAAUGCCUUCGCCGGGGCCUCCGCUGGGAUAGUUGCCGCUACGUUUGUUUGUCCGCUGGAUGUUAUCAAGACGAGGCUACAGGUGCAUGGAUUUGCCACGCUUGCAGAUUCUUCCCGCCGGGGAAGCAUUAUCAUUGCAAGCCUAGAACAGAUAAUUAAAAAGGAAGGAGUUAGAGGAAUGUAUCAUGGACUCUCUCCUACAAUCAUUGCAUUACUUCCAAAUUGGGCAGUAUAUUUUACAGUUUAUAAUAAGCUCAAAGGCUUACUUCAUUCACAAGAUGCAGCUGAUGUUGACAAGCCACUUUCAGUUGGAGCAAACAUUGUUGCUGCCUCUGGUGCAGGAGUUGCAACCACAGUCGUCACAAAUCCACUGUGGGUUGUUAAGACCAGACUACAAACCCAGAGGAUGAGCUCUGGAGUAGUUCCUUACAGAGGAAUAAUCUCUGCACUUGGAAGAAUUUCCCGAGAAGAAGGUAUACGAGGGCUAUACAGUGGUCUGCUUCCAGCUUUAGCUGGUAUUAGCCAUGUAGCCAUACAGUUUCCACUAUAUGAAAAUAUCAAGUCAUAUUUGGGAAAUAGGGGCAAUACAUCUGUGGAUAAGCUCAGUGCUGGAAAUGUGGCUAUUGCUUCUUCACUAUCUAAAGUUCUUGCCUCCACUAUGACUUAUCCUCAUGAGGUUGUGCGAUCCAAGCUCCAAGGACAAGGACAUUCUAGGAACUCUCCAGCGCAAUAUGCUGGUGCUGUGGACUGCGUUAAGAAAAUCUUCCAAAAGGAGGGCGUGUCUGGGUUUUACCGUGGUUAUGGAACAAAUUUGUUAAGAACCACUCCAGCUGCUGUCAUCACAUUUACCAGCUAUGAGAUGAUUCAAAGAUUUAUGCACCAAUUCAAGUUUGUUUCAUCUGACGAGAGACAACCAGAUUUGCUUCCAAUUUCUAAUAGUCAUAUGAAAUCAUAGACCCGUGGCAAUAAGAUUUUGAGAAAAGAAAGACAGACAAUUAACAAGCAACAGAGGUGCUGUUGACAAAGAGCAUGCCCAGCAUUUAAUUGAUAAUUCUUUUGCAUUGGACCUGGAGCAUUGAUUCUAAUAUUCCGGGUCAAUGAUUGUCAAUACAGUUGAAGUGCAAUACUUAAUAAAGAUGCAUGGCCUGAGUUAGCAAUAUGUAAGGGUUCAGCCCUUAAAAAUAGCAUUAUUUUAAAGAUUAAAAAUUUAAGGUAAAAAGCAGCUAAAUCUGUAUAUUUUGCUAUCAUCAGGAAUGCUAUUAGUAACCUAGUUUAUAGUUUGUAAACAUAUUCUUUGAACGAGUCGAUUGCUCAUGUUGGAUCCUAAUUGUUCUAAACAUUAUCAUACACGUUUAGCUUACCGUCUA